This is a messenger RNA of Theobroma cacao (cacao), 1152 nucleotides long. Its product is annotated as adenine deaminase. Lineage: Eukaryota; Viridiplantae; Streptophyta; Magnoliopsida; Malvales; Malvaceae. The record is from RefSeq and is a predicted model, not a curated record.
AUCUGGCGAAUCGCGCCACCCUCCAGUUUCCUCCGAUUUAGUAGCACUUUAACGUUCAUGUUUUUCUUUUCUCUUUCUUUUAUACUACUAUAUAAAAUAACGACAAUUAUAAAUUGAGAGCAACUUCGAAGAAAACAAAUUAAAUCAAAUGCAUUUGUGAAAUAUUCUGAGAUUUUCUAAAAAAGAAAUUCUCUCUGCUAAUUUUUUCUCCAAUGGCCGCUAAAUCGAUCGAGCAGGAAAAACCAUUCUUACCAGGGAUGGUGGACGGAAGCACCAAUUUACCAGUCAACAUCUCAUGCUUUGAGUUGAUUAAACCUAGCUUUGAUGAGACCCACCAGCAUUGUUCUCUCGAUGUCUUGCCUAUUCUAAUCGAGGAGACUUCAUUUCCAGUAAGAGAAAAAUGCAGCUUAAAGACUUCAAAUGGCCAGGAUGUCUAUAGCAUUUCUGUGUUGCCUGAGGAAGGAAACACGAGCCCAAAAUGCACACCACAGUUAACUUUUUUGAGCCUUUUAGAAGUUCCUUUUUCAUCUAAAAACCAGAUGUGUUUGGAUGCGCAAUUGAGUUGCCAGAACUGCAUCGAUUUGAAAGUGGAUACUGAAGAUGAUUAUUCAUCUUGCAUUCUGGAUAUAAACAUUGAGAAAGAGAAUUCUGACAUACUUAAAUCCAGUAAUGAAACUGUUGGAAAUACAAAAAGCGAAGGUGUAGUGACACAUUUGCAGAAGGUGUUGCAGAGACAAGCAAGCUUAGUGGACAAAUCAUCAACUGAGAGGGUUCAUGAUGCACCAACGAACAGAUGGAGAAGAUAUAAACGGGCCGCAUCCUUUGAUUCAAGGAAAAUAGUCCUCCUUUUCUCAAUCUUGUCAAGUGUAGGGACAUUGAUAUUGAUUUAUCUGACGCUGAGAGUUAGGCAAAAUGGUGAUGGGUUCAAUCAUGUCUAGCACCUCCACUCUCAUCACCUUCUAGUUUAUGCUUGAACUUGUUUUUCUGAAAUUUCUUGAGAACUAUAUAUUAUGCCUUGAGAACAUCUGCUUAAGUUUAGAUUUUGAAUGUUAAUAGUUUUCACUUUUUUCUUUUAUGAUUUUUCCACUGUAAAUAUUACUAGUGUUUCAGCAAUGCAGCAUCUCUUACCAUUGCCCAGAGAAUUUACAAGGA